AAUGCAAGAAUAUGAUCGAGAAUACUACCAAAAAAAUAAGGAUAAAAGGCGAGAACAUGAUCGAGAAUACUAUCAAAAUAAUAAGGAGAAGAAGCUAGAAUAUGGUAGAAAAUACUACCAAAACAAUAAGGAAAGGGUUAAAGAAAGAAAUCAAGAAUAUAAUCGAAAAUACCGAGAAAAAAUGGAAAAUAAACAGGCAAGUUUACAAAGUGUUUAUCCAAAAGAAAGAAAUGUUCAUCCUGAUAAUGAAGAAAAUUCAUUUGUUAAUACACAGAAUGACGCUUUUGGGAAUAAGGGUAAAUUGCCAAUCUUUUAUGAAGAGGACAUUCAGUAUGAAGAAAAUCUUUCUAAUCAAGCGGAUGAAGAAUUUAACAAAGACAAAACAGAAAUUUCUGUGGAUGAGCAAAAUCAAACGUUGGUAGAAGAGCCAAAUAAGAUUCGUGAAAAUUACAUGAAUCAGAUAGAUUUAAAUGAGGAGAAUUAUCCGUUUGAUCUGAACGAGAAACCUGAGGGUAUAGAUGAGAACGUUUGUUAA
Messenger RNA from Meloidogyne enterolobii, 535 nucleotides. Lineage: Eukaryota; Metazoa; Nematoda; Chromadorea; Rhabditida; Meloidogynidae. The record is from the annotation of a GenBank genome assembly.